ACCUCUCAUUACCCCGAUUCGCUCUUCUCACAGUCCUUCCGGUUUGACCGCCAUCAUAGACAGCAGAUAUGGCUAUCCGCUACCCUAUGGCUGUUGGCCUUAACAAAGGCCAUCCUGUUACCAAGAAUGUGACUACUCCUAAACACAGCCGCCGACGUGGGCGUCUGACCAAACACAGCAAGUUUGUCCGGGACAUGAUCCGGGAGGUGUGUGGCUUUGCUCCGUAUGAGAGGCGAGCCAUGGAGUUGCUGAAGGUGUCCAAGGACAAGAGAGCCCUCAAGUUUAUCAAGAAGAGGAUUGGCACUCACAUUCGUGCCAAGAGAAAGAGAGAGGAGCUGAGCAACGUACUGGCUGCCAUGAGGAAAGCUGCUGCCAAGAAGGACUAAUCUGUCACUUAAUAAACGUUUUCUAAACUCCAAAA
This is a messenger RNA of Cottoperca gobio, 421 nucleotides long. RefSeq names its product ribosomal protein L36 (gene rpl36). The coding region runs from base 69 to 386 and encodes 105 amino acids. Gene Ontology annotation, molecular function: structural constituent of ribosome. NCBI's taxonomy places the organism in Eukaryota, Metazoa, Chordata, Actinopteri, Perciformes, Bovichtidae. The record is from RefSeq and is a predicted model, not a curated record. Gene Ontology annotation, biological process: translation. Gene Ontology annotation, cellular component: ribosome. The transcript is spliced from 4 exons.